GGUGCGGGCCGCCCCGAGGCGAUAAAAGCGGGAGCCGCCGCCCGCCGCUGCCCCCAGCAUGAAGCUCACCUGGGACAUCAACGAUCCCAAGCUGCCGCAGGAGCCUGAGCGCUUCGAUGCCUUCCAGGAAUGGCCGGACGGCUACGUGCGCCUCAUCUACUCCAGCGAGGAGAAGAACGCGCAGCGGCACCUGAGCGGCUGGGCCAUGCGCAACACCAACAACCACAACUGCCAGAUCCUGAAAAAGUCCUGCCUGGGUGUGGUGGUGUGUGCAGGGAGCUGUGCCCUGCCCGGCGGGGCCAGGCUGCAGCUGCGGCCCGCCAUCUGCGACAAGGCGCGGCAGAAGCAGCAAAAGAAAGCCUGUCCGAACUGCAAUGCAGCCCUGCAGCUCAUCCCUUGCCGCGGGCACAGUGGCUAUCCUGUCACCAACUUCUGGAGACUGGAUGGCAAAGCAAUAUUUUUCCAGGCUAAAGGAGUCCAUGACCACCCUAGACCAGAGAGUAAAUUGGAGGCAGAGGCAAGACGAAGUGCAAUUAAGAAGCAUAUGUUGUCUUCUCAGAAUUCCCAGAAAAAGAGACUUCUAAACUCAGAGGCUGGAAGAUACCAUGAUAGCAGUGGUUAUGUCAGUAACAUGCAAAAUCUGCCCUCCAUAGAUGUCCCAGAAAGAGUCAGCAUCGUCACAGACACCAGUUUUUCAAUUCCAGCUCAGUCUUACCCUUUGCCACAAAAUACCGACCUCUACAAGAUGUCUUAUGACUCGGCCAGCUUCCAAGAGGACCAGCUGUUGCCAUACCAGAAGUGCCCCAAUCCGAGGAUCUUUGUGCCCAGGCCAUGUAGUUACGAGUUUGGAGUUCCUCCCUUCAUUAGCUCCAGCCCUUACCCAUCAUGUUAUAAAGAUCCAGCAAAUCCUCCCCUCGAUGCAGACCCUAUCAGUUUGAAUGGAUCUCACUAUAAUUCCUUGACCAGCAUUGACAAGAGCUUUGACCAUACUGGUAGGCAUUAUGGACUGAAACCAAUCUGGGGGAAAACUGGUAGUGGAGACAGGAGCGACUAUGGUCAGAUGCAAACAAACACUAACCACCCUUAUUAUGGUGGUGAGUACUCUGGCAAAUACGGUCCCAGCCCCUCUCCCAUGGCCCCACCACUACAGACUGUCAUCACAACCACCACAAAAGUGUCCUACCAGGCCUACAAGCCAUCCAUGCUGAAAUACAGCGACAACCUCUGCGACAUGAAAAACCUUCAGAGCUAUACACAUGUGGCUGAAAAUGUCUCAGGCACUAUCUAUUCAGGGAUGAAGAUUCAGGAAGACUUUGGGAUGAUCAAGUCGGCAUUGCUCUACCAGCAUGACCCAAUCACCACAAAGUCCGAACCAGUGGAGAGCGUGGAGGCCUAUCGGUAUGGGUUACCGCUGGGGAACAGCUAUGCUGAGCAUGAAGGACAAGCCUUAAGGUUUGAGAGUAGUGAAUAUUGACUAAAUGUUACCUAAAUUCUAUUGGGAUGGUCAACUGAGAAAUCAAUGGUUGCGCUAAUGGUAUGUUGUUUGAGAUUUGAGGAGGUGUGAGAAAGCAGUGCAUUGUUGCUUUCUGGCACUGAAGCAUAUUCCCCAUCCCCCUUCCCCCAAAAAAAUCAAUAUAUGUACCUCUAAAGUAGUAUGAAAUGUCCAGACAUGACUGGGAGAUGGUGAUGUGGAGACAAAGCACCUCAGGAAGAAAGCAGACUCUUCUAAUGGAGACUGUGAUCUGUUUAGAGCCACUGUUCCUGCCAGAGGUUGGAGAGAGAGUGCUCCAACUAGGAAAGGAAAACACACCCUAGGCAAUUGAAAAAGAAAAUAGAAGUGGCUACAGAUUACAACCAACAGAAAGAAAUGAGAGUGAGGCAAGUUGCAGGAUAAUUUAUCAGAAUGAUCUAUCCACCUGCCGUGAUCUAUGUAAGGAAUGCAAAAACUAGUGGGCUAGGGAAAUGAUAAACCUGCAUGGAAACUGCAUUUUUGUUUAAAAGCAGCAGGUCAGUGAGAACAAACCUUGUCAAUUUACUACUCUUCUCCCUGCCUCACCAUUAGGUCUUUCUCUUUCCUCCAAGGGACUUCUACAAGCAAUUCCUAACUCCCCCCUCUCCCCCAACAGUGACGUUCUCCUGGGAAUAAAGCAACCAACAAAGCAAGAGGUCAAAAACCAAAAUUAACAAAGAAAAGUUGAGAACUUGCAGCUCUUGGCUCUCAGCUAAUGAAACCCUUCUCCAGUAGGCCCAGAAGAAGACAGCAUUGCUGGUUUCAAUUUACAUAUUUUUGAAGCUGCUGUCUAGUGCUGUUUAAUGAAACCAGAACAGUAUGCCUUGCAAGAAAGCUGUGUAUGCAGGGAUUUGGUUGAGGUGACAGCAUCAAUUAUUAUUUACUGAGUAUUUUAGCUUUUUAGGCACUCAAAUAUUUUGGAAAAUAUUUUUGUACAUUUUUGCUUUUUUGAGCAUGCUACUGUAUGCUUUCAAUAAACACGCUUUUAAACACAACACAUAAUCCAACACAAGUGGUUCACCAGUUGGCUUCAACGUGCAGAAUCUUCCAGUGCUGUCUUCAAAUUAAUAACAAAAACUUAUUUGUCUGGUAUGGUGUACAAACACUUGGGUUUUAGUCAUUGUAUUUGGUGUACAGCUUUGUGUCUUUUAUGAGAACAAUGCACAUAGUCUGAUACUUGAAAUGCAGUUGCACAGCAGAUUAACCAACAACAUUCAGCAGUGGACUGAUCAGCAUUUUAAAAGCUCAAGUCCCUUGAAGCUGGAAUUUAUCAAGUGACUAAAUGAAUUCAUCUACAUCAAGCUUACGUCGACUUCUAGUGUAUUUGCCAUCUGUCUCACCAGGCUCUUUUUAAAUUAUUGUGGCAGUUCUACAAGGUGGUUUAGAUUACAGAAAUGAGUCAGGUGAACAACAGUAGUUAGAUAAUUAGCCUACACACUAAGCUAAGCAAAUGGCAAGUUGCUGCCCAGAAAAUUUGAACCAAGUUUUGGGUUCAGAAACAUGCACACCAUACCUAUACGCAGAACUGAAACUUCUUAUCUGUACUCGCAAACAUAGCAAGUUGGUUUGGGAGUAGAACAAAAAUUAAGACAAAGUUGCCCAACAUUAGAAGAAAAAUAGGGAUAUAGGUGGGGAGAGGAAUUAAGGUCCAGCAAAAUGACUGGAAAGAGACUCAUAGAAGAUCUCAAAGUCAAAGAGUUUUAAAGAUGUAAGCUACCCCAUUUUGUGGCUUUGGGGAAAUUAGAUGACUGUGACUCUACCUUCAGAUGUGCUAAAAACACCAGGAGAAGCUGUGGGGGUUUUGUGCUGUUAAUAUACUGGUAUAAAGCUUGUUGCUGUACCUGUGUGCUUAAAUUGUUAUGCUAUAUGCUCUCAAAACACAGCCUUUUAAGCAGAACUUUGUACAUCGGCUGAGUAAAUGCAGACAACUGUUAAAAUGCUCCUUUUGGGGGGUAGAUUUACGUGUAAUAAACACAGCAGCUGUUCAAGCACAAUACAAAGGUAUGGUAGCAAUUAGCUCACUGUAUCACCUGUGGCCCUCAAAUAAAAACUCUGAAGAUUAUUGCAGCCUCUCUUUGUGCUGCUGCUUUUCAUCUACAAGUGUCUGGGACAAUGUACCUGUGCCUUAACCUUUCCAGAUAAAAGAGCAGAUGGAUUCAAUUUGGUGUUGUACAUAGUUUUCUGUCCAAAAUACAGCAAUUGGAAUGCAAUGCCAGCUCCUGUAACAAAAAGCUGAAAUCGAGUGCCUCCCUGCUGGUUUAUAGAGCUGUGGAAUUGACUUUAAAAGCGUGUUUCUCGAGUGAAGCAGCAGCCUUGAAGAAAGAUGCGCUCCCUUCAGUCCUCAAGUAGCUUCUCCAUUCACUGUGCUCCUCAAACACGGUUUCUGGGCUGCCCGCAGAUGUCCUCACAUCAAACCAAUUCCUGCUG
Messenger RNA from Lagopus muta (rock ptarmigan), 3937 nucleotides. It is a transcript of the gene GCM2, whose product is annotated as glial cells missing transcription factor 2. Gene Ontology annotation, biological process: gliogenesis; regulation of transcription by RNA polymerase II. The record is from RefSeq and is a predicted model, not a curated record. Gene Ontology annotation, cellular component: nucleus. Gene Ontology annotation, molecular function: RNA polymerase II cis-regulatory region sequence-specific DNA binding; DNA-binding transcription activator activity, RNA polymerase II-specific. NCBI's taxonomy places the organism in Eukaryota, Metazoa, Chordata, Aves, Galliformes, Phasianidae. Bases 59 to 1474 code for a protein of 471 amino acids. The transcript has 5 exons.